AUGAUUAGACCAAUAGUAAUACUAAGACGAUUUAACUCCUCCUAUCUCAAUACUAAACAGCAGAUUGACAAGUUUUUAUCACAACCAACAUGGUCAGUGAAACAGCUAAUGAAACCAAAUCAGGAUAGCAUAAACAAAAUAACAAUAGACUCAAAUGUUAUACGAAAGAUGUUGGCAUUGUCAGGACUAAAACUGGAUAUAACACCAGAGAGAGAACAAGAAUUGAUCAAUGCAUUGAAAUCACAAAUGACGUUUAUUGGACACUUAUAUAACGAAAAUGAAAUGAACCAAGAAACUGAAAGUAGCAACGAUAGUAUAUUUAGACUAAUUGCUACAGAUCACAAGGCUAAUCCACCUUUAACUUUGGACACCUUGCUAGAACAAAUUGAAAAACUUCCUAGUGAAGUCAACUCUGAGAAAGGAGAACAUGGAUUUGAUAUAACGGAAAUCAAUUCAAGAAAUGAUCAUUUUUUUACUAUCAAAACUAAAUAG
This is a messenger RNA of Spathaspora passalidarum NRRL Y-27907, 492 nucleotides long. RefSeq names its product glutamyl-tRNA(Gln) amidotransferase subunit F. Gene Ontology annotation, biological process: glutaminyl-tRNAGln biosynthesis via transamidation. Gene Ontology annotation, cellular component: glutamyl-tRNA(Gln) amidotransferase complex; mitochondrion. Lineage: Eukaryota; Fungi; Ascomycota; Pichiomycetes; Serinales; Debaryomycetaceae. The coding region runs from base 1 to 492 and encodes 163 amino acids. Gene Ontology annotation, molecular function: glutaminyl-tRNA synthase (glutamine-hydrolyzing) activity. The transcript has a single exon. The record is from RefSeq and is a predicted model, not a curated record.